AUGCCUCUCGCUCCUCGCAACCACAAGAAAACCUACAAGGUCCCCCGUCGACCAUUUGAGGCCCCCCGUCUCGAUGCCGAGUUGAAGUUGGCCGGUGAAUUCGGUCUACGAAACAAACGAGAGAUCUGGCGGAUCGCUUUGACUCUGUCCAAGAUCCGACGAGCUGCUCGAGAGCUCCUCAAGUUGGACGACAAGGACCCCAAGCGUCUUUUCGAGGGAAACGCCCUCAUUCGCCGAUUGGUCCGGAUCGGUGUGCUCGACGAAUCAAGGAUGAGACUUGAUUACGUACUCGCGCUCAAGAUUGAAGAUUUCAUGGAGCGUCGACUGCAGACUCAGGUUUUCAAGUCCGGUCUGGCCAAAUCCAUCCACCACGCUCGUGUUUUGAUCCGACAGCGUCACAUCCGCGUUGGCAAGCAGAUCGUCAACGUCCCCUCCUUUGUUGUCCGUCUCGACAGCCAAAAACACAUCGACUUCGCCCUCACCAGUCCUUACGGUGGCUCUCGUGCCGGGCGUGUCAAGCGAAAACGGGCAAAGAAGGCUGAUGCCGGUGAAGAGGCUGGUGAGGAAGACGAGGAAUAA
Messenger RNA from Puccinia triticina, 579 nucleotides. RefSeq lists its product as uncharacterized. The record is from RefSeq and is a predicted model, not a curated record. The transcript has 4 exons. Gene Ontology annotation, molecular function: rRNA binding; structural constituent of ribosome. Bases 1 to 579 code for a protein of 192 amino acids. Gene Ontology annotation, biological process: positive regulation of translational fidelity; translation. Gene Ontology annotation, cellular component: cytosolic small ribosomal subunit. Lineage: Eukaryota; Fungi; Basidiomycota; Pucciniomycetes; Pucciniales; Pucciniaceae.